Molecule: messenger RNA, 2311 nt
Organism: Podospora pseudopauciseta
Lineage: Eukaryota; Fungi; Ascomycota; Sordariomycetes; Sordariales; Podosporaceae
Exons: 3
Coding region: 1651-2205 (184 amino acids)
Source: RefSeq, a predicted model, not a curated record
GCGCGCAAAAAGAGCUCAAUGUCGAGCGAAGUCCCUUGCCGUCAAGCAAAAGACGUAAAGGUCGAAUGAUGUGAUUUUGGCAAAGUAUUUUUGCCGUUGUGGGCGUCGUGUGGGAAAGUGCUCAGUCAGACACGGGGUCUCGUAUUUUUGGGCUGUGUUGCGUUGCCGUUGCCCCCCUGGUUGUCGCCGUUGCCAGGUUAGUUCCAGACUCUCGCCAGCUUUCGUGAAUCCCUCAACUGCAACGUUGUCUCCAAGCGCAAAAACACAAACUCCCGCAGACGUUGCCAGAAGGAAGAAGCGAUUGACGGCGGUCUCGGCAGGAGACUGAGAAGAAACGAAGGAAAGUAGAACACGAAAAGAAGCAGGCAGGUUGGUGAGCAGGCACACGAAAGCAAGAAUCAGGAGGAGAGGAAAUCAGAUCGACGCCACAACAGGGGUCUGCAUACCGGAUUUAGAGAGCGAAAAUGCGGCUGGCAGCCUGCAGCAAGCAACAGCAACGGCCUUUUGCGCCUGUCAAGAAAAGGGGAUCCGACGACUUCCCGUCGGCCUCAACGCCCAUCAGCCCGGCCACCGUCGCGCACCAGAAGGGGCCAAGCGCCGAAAAACAGUGGUGGUUGGUGGUGGCUCCCACGCUUCAAUUGGCCAGAUGUGGUUGGCGGGACAGGACCACGACACUGCACGAGUAGUGUACCACCACUCAGCUGCUUCCAGCCACCGGAGACUGUGGCUCGAUUUUCCUCCUGCUUUCCAGCCAUUUCCCCCUGUGUUGGUUGAUAACCGUUUCAGCGUCUGUAGGCAGGAUUUUCCCCGCCGCCAUAUGUUGUGGAGUUGAUCGCCAGCUUGGAAAACUUGGCUACAGAUACCACGUCAAAUCAGCCCCGCCCUCGAUCCGAUCUCCAACACCAAGAGAUGGGGUUAUCAAGGCAUGGCUUGCUGGAGGGCGGGCUGCUGGUCGACCGUAUACAGACCUCAUCGCGGUCGCCGUCUGUUGGUCCUCUAUGCGAAUGGGCUGCGGGUGGUUCCUCCCGUCCUCUUGUCGUCUGAUCUUUUUCGAGGCGUCUUUGAUCAAGAUAGGGAAGUAUUUGACCAUGAGGAGGUGAACUGCGGCCGCCCUUGGCAAUCCCGCUUUUUGGUAAAACAUACCCCUCUAUAUUACAUCAUGCCAUGUUCCUGGAAGGCUUCGAUAACUUUGGCCUUGGUUGCGACAAGUUUGAGGCUCGGGUGACGCGUUGGCUCUUCACUGUCAAAGCAGCUGGGUUCCUGGCCUAGCUCUUUGAGCAGAUGAUGACUCCACAGCAUCCGGCACGCCGCAUGCCGGCGGUAUCCGCUUCUCCGGCCAUAGCCUCCGGUAGCUAACCUCACAGUGCUGCCGGCUCGGCGCGGACCCGGAGGCCUGGUCCGGACCAGCACUGCGCUUGGCAUCUCCGUCCAAACCUGCAAAACAUCACAUAGGGUCUUCCUGGAGGGCUACAUAGCACUCUGCUUAUAUUACAUUACAUUAUUAAAAGUGGCUCUCUGAUAUCAUGAAUCUCAUCGAAUACCUACAAUAGCGAGAGCACUGUUCUUCUCUCCAGUCGUUGGACUUUUUGUCACACAAACUUGUACUACUGUUCACUCCCAGAAUUUAUCACACAGCAACUGUCCUACACAAUGUCUGCGAACCCUGAUUCCGUCGGUAACCAAGGCGAGUUCCGCUCAAGAGUGCCUCCCUCGAGGCCAAUGGAUACCCAUGGCCACCAAAUCGGUCAGCCCAUCGGCAGAGAAGCUAUCCCCGAGUUCCAUGCCAAAACCUACCCGCCCGGCUCGGCGCCCAAAGAGUCAACCUUCUAUCCCAACCCCAUCCAUGAGAUUCCCGGCCAAGCAAUGAAUCCAAACAUGGACCCUUCGCUACGUACAAGUGCUCUCGACAUCCCUGGCGCCGACAGCAAAGAAAUCUACAAUGAGUCCGGUGCCGGUUCCCGCCCGAUCGAAGGCCAGACAGCCAACGAAAUUAGACACGAAAAGGCAAGAAAGACGGAUCGGUUGGGCAUCGCUGCUCAUGGUGGCACAGACACAACUGGCGAUGGUUCGAUCGGAGGGAUCUUGAGAGAGAGGGGCAUGGAACUUCCGGGAGAUAAGGAGAGGAAGGUGCUUGGGAAGGGUAUUUCGGCCACGGAGAGAGAUGCGGCAACAUCGGAGGAGAUUGGGUCUGGUGGGAGAGGCUAGUUCGAGGUGCGAGACGUGUCAUGUAUGAUGAGUGUUGUGAAGACGGAUCAAAUGUUCCUACUGUUUGCUUAAUAUGAGUGAUGAUUUUCAUAAAAUUUACAUGAUC